AUGUAAAAACCUUGAUGCAACUGGUCUAUAAAUUGCGGGUUUGGGGCUCCCAGCCAUUUCAAGAGUCAGAACAAGAUGGGAGGUAUGGAGAAGAAAGGCAGUCAUGGGGGAAGGACUAAGGGUGGAUUGAUAACAAUGCCCUUCAUCUUUGCAAAUGAGGCCUGUGAGAAGUUGGCCGUGGUGGGUUUCAGUGCAAAUAUGAUCACCUACUUGACACAGCAGCUGCAUCUGCCGUUAACUAAAGCUGCAAACACCAUCACCAACUUUAGCGGGACUGCAAGCUUGACGCCGUUGCUCGGAGCUUUCAUCUCCGAUGCAUACGCCGGCCGGUUCUGGACUAUUACAGUGGCUUCCAUCUUAUGGCAAAUGGGGAUGACAAGCUUAACACUCUCAGCAGUGCUUCCACAACUGAGGCCACCUCCAUGUAAGGGUGAACAUCAAGUCUGCCAAGAGGCUGAUGGUGGGCAAUUGGCAAUCCUCCACGGUUCUCUGCUGCUGACAGCUUUAGGGGCUGGUGGGAUUCGACCCUGCGUGGUGGCAUUCGGUGCCGACCAGUUUGAUGAGACCGAUCCAAAGGAGAAGACAAAGACAUGGAACUUUUUUAAUUGGUACUAUUUUGUGAUGGGGGCAUCCAUACUUGUGGCUGUGACUGUGCUUGUUUACAUUCAAGAUAAUGUUGGAUGGGGGUGGGGACUUGGAAUCCCAACCACGGCCAUGUUUCUUUCCAUUAUUACCUUUGUUGUGGGGUAUCCGCUUUACAGGAAUCUGGAUCCCGUUGGGAGUCCAUUUACUCGCUUGUUACAAGUGUGUGUGGCUGCUUCCAAAAAGAGAAAUCUACGUAUGGUUUCUGAUCCAAAUUUACUCUAUGAGAACGACGAACUUGAUGCCUCCAUUUCUGCAGCUGGGAAGCUUCUUCAUACUAAUGAAUUGAAAUUUCUUGACAAGGCGGCCAUUGUGACCGAAGAAGAUGACAUCAAAUCUUCGCAAGCACCAAAUCUGUGGAGAUUGAAUACCGUUCACAGAGUUGAAGAACUAAAAUCUGUGAUCCGAAUGGGGCCUAUAUGGGCAUCCGGAAUCCUCCUCAUCACAGCCUAUGCUCAACAGGGCACUUUCUCCCUCCAACAAGCCCGUACCAUGGACAGACGCCUCAUAAAUUCCUUCCAAAUUCCUCCUGGCUCCAUGACUGUCUUCUCCAUGUCCUCCAUGCUCAUAACAAUUGCACUCUACGACCGGUUACUCAUUCGUGUAGCCCGCCGGUUCACCGGCCUUGACCGGGGCAUCACCUUCCUGCAGAGGAUGUGGAUUGGGUUCGUAAUCUCUAUCCUAGCCACUCUAGUCGCCGGGUUCGUGGAAGUGAAGCGGAAACAGGCAGCCUCGGCUUAUGGGCUCGUCAAUAGCCCUCAGUCCAUCAUCCCCAUUUCGGUUCUCUGGCUGGUGCCGCAGUAUAGCCUUCAUGGGAUUGCUGAAGCUUUCAUGUCCAUAGGACACCUUGAGUUUUUCUAUGACCAAGCACCAGAAAGCAUGAAGAGCACUGGCAGUGCAUUGUUUUGGACGGCGAUCGCGUUUGGGAAUUUUGUCAGCACAUUUCUUGUUUCUCUGGUGCACAAGUACAGUGCUGGCCCGGACGGAUCAAAUUGGCUUCCGGAUGAUAAUUUGAAUAAGGGGAAGUUGGAGAAGUUUUACUGGCUGCUCACAUUGCUGCAAGUUGUGAAUCUCAUUUAUUACUCAUUCUGCGCCAAAUUCUACACGUUUAAGCCCAUCCAAAUCCGUAUGAAAGAAGUUGACGCGUCUGAAGAAGAUGGAAUCCAGCUCACGAGUAGGGUUUAGUUGCAUUUUAACCAUACUGCUCCUCUUUCUCUAGGGAUGUUGUAGCUGACUUCUUCACUAGUAGUAGUCAAACUAGUCGCCACUGAACGGAACAGUGCGAAGGUUGUGUACAGUAGGCAUGUGAAAUAAUUAAUAAAAUGAAGCCUUUUUAGUAUCACCCUGUA
Molecule: messenger RNA, 1991 nt
Organism: Vitis riparia (riverbank grape)
Lineage: Eukaryota; Viridiplantae; Streptophyta; Magnoliopsida; Vitales; Vitaceae
Product: protein NRT1/ PTR FAMILY 3.1
Exons: 4
Coding region: 76-1827 (583 amino acids)
Biological process (GO): transmembrane transport
Cellular component (GO): plasma membrane
Molecular function (GO): transmembrane transporter activity
Source: RefSeq, a predicted model, not a curated record